Messenger RNA from Photinus pyralis (common eastern firefly), 1804 nucleotides. Its product is annotated as beta-1,4-galactosyltransferase 7. The transcript is spliced from 5 exons. Gene Ontology annotation, molecular function: xylosylprotein 4-beta-galactosyltransferase activity. NCBI's taxonomy places the organism in Eukaryota, Metazoa, Arthropoda, Insecta, Coleoptera, Lampyridae. Gene Ontology annotation, biological process: proteoglycan biosynthetic process; carbohydrate metabolic process. The record is from RefSeq and is a predicted model, not a curated record. The coding region runs from base 199 to 1155 and encodes 318 amino acids.
AAAGAAAUGAAUAAUACUUGAAGAAGCGUUUACACCGGUAAAAAUAAUUUAAUUUUUGUUUGAGAAGUCCAUUUAUCAUGCGACUGAACGCAGCUUAAAGCUAACUUCACACAGGUAGUAUCUCGAGCUCGAUUGACAGAAUCACAGAAUAUUCAGACAUGAUAUUAUUACAUUUAUGACUGGUCCCAAUGGAAUAACAUGGGUACCUACAAUGGCAGGCGGCCUAAGUUUCUUUUCACUCAUUUUUUAGUACUUCUAAUCAUCAUGAUGUUUGUUCUGACUGUGAUCUUAACAUUCACCCUUUUAACAACUGAUCAUUGCAAAUGCCAUUCAUCGGAACUACUGGCUGCUAAGCAAUUUAAUCGCAUUCAACCAAGUCGGCAUGCAGCUUUAUAUAAACUUGCAGUACUGGUACCAUUUCGAGAUCGCUUCGAAGAGUUGCUCAUAUUUGCGCCAUAUAUUCAUAAGUUUUUAAAUAAUCAAAAUGUCGAUCACACAAUAUUUAUUCUAAAUCAAAUUGACGGUUAUCGUUUUAAUCGAGCAUCUUUAAUUAAUGUAGGCUAUCUGCACACGAAAGAUAAUUAUGAUUACAUUGCGAUGCACGAUGUAGAUUUAUUACCUUUAAAUACUAACUUAAGUUAUGCUUAUCCGAAGCAGCAACCGUUCCAUAUAGCAGCUCCGCAUUUACAUCCGAGAUAUCAUUAUGAAAAGUUUGUUGGCGGUAUUUUACUAGUAAAUAGAGAUCAUUUUGGCUUAGUCAAUGGAAUGUCCAAUAAAUAUUGGGGAUGGGGAUUAGAAGAUGAUGAAUUCUUCGUGAGAUUACGGGACGCAAACCUAAACGUAACAAGACCCGAAAACAUAAUGACCGGAACACAUAAUACAUUCAAACAUAUCCACGAUAGACAUCACAGAAAGAGAGACACUAUCAAAUGUUACAACCAACGAGAAGUGACCAGAAGGCGCGAUCGGCAAACUGGUUUACAUAACGUUAAUUAUACCAUACAUAGUAUUAAAGAAAUGACCAUAGAUUCUGCUCCAUUGACAGUUUUAAAUAUUGAAUUGAUAUGUGAUCAUAAAUUAACACCAUGGUGUGAUUGCACUGAUCCCAAGGCAAACGGGAAACACAAAGAUCAAUUAAAAAAGAAUUCUCUUUAACAGUUUACCUUUGCCUAAAAAUUGUAAUUUUAUAGUACUUUUACCUUUCAAGUAGCUUGUAACCUACAACUGAAUUAAUUUACCUUAUCCACGUUUUUGAUUGUGCUGUACACGUUCCAUUUGUAGUCCUUGCACAUUAUGCAUGGUCGCUUACAUUGAACAAAUUUUAGGAAAAGUAUUUAAACAGCAAAAUCAAAUGUUUCAUUGAGUGUAAAGCAUUUUUAAUGAAAUACCCUGUCUCAAAAAUACAUAAACAGAACCGUCCACCUAAACUAGUUGGCUAAACAAAUGAUGAGUGAAAGCGUAAUAAUAAGGUACAUACAGAGUGUUUCAUUAAAAAUCUAUUUUGGUAUUGCACCUAUUGACUAAACUAACUUUUUAACUCUGCGGCUCCGCAACCCUGUGAUGGUCCCUGUAUCAAUUAACAUAGAGCAAGGAAGCUGUUAAAGAUAUAUAAUCGUAAAAAUGUCAUUACUUUCUAUUUGAUGAUUGUGUGUACACAAGGAACAUAUUUUUAUGGAUUUUUUUGCUCUAGUUAAAUUGUGAAAUAUUUUUGUUGUGUAUAUUGUGUUUUACUAGUCAUAUGACAUAAAAUUAGAAUUCUUUGAUACUGAUUCAUGUAAAAUAAAGUGUUAGUUUUUAGAUUGUU